Cladophialophora immunda is the source of this 886-nucleotide messenger RNA. RefSeq lists its product as uncharacterized. The coding region runs from base 150 to 647 and encodes 165 amino acids. Lineage: Eukaryota; Fungi; Ascomycota; Eurotiomycetes; Chaetothyriales; Herpotrichiellaceae. The record is from RefSeq and is a predicted model, not a curated record. The transcript has a single exon.
GACAUGAAGCAAUUUUUCUGCCAGCGUUCUUUCUUUCUGGUCCGGUGCAUGUGAAGCGAGAGCUGACCAAGACGCAAUAGUUUACUCGUAUGCAUGACCUGCACCUUUGUGUAGCACGAAUCCGAGAUUAAUACACGGAGAUGUCGUGAAUGCAGGGGUCACGAUGGUGUCUCACCCCGACAGAGACAUGGCAGGACACCAUUCUCAAGCCGCCAACGCCAUUCUGCUCUUGUCUAGCCAACGAUCACAUUCUGAAAAAAAAAAUUCAUCUGUUAUUGCCUCCGGGGCAAGUCGAGAGUGCUUCCAUCAGACUACAAGUAUGGCCAAAAGUACUUUGGGUCAGCAUCAAUGCCUGCGGCUUCAGUUCGUAUAUGAACACCUUUCAGCUUCGCUUAUUGAGAUGUUUGCUGCGUACCAUCCUCGAGGCAGGGUUUGACAGGGAACGCAACACAUCCUUACGACUGCGGGACUUCAGUGACCUGCUGGAUCCCAUCUUCAGGACAUAUUCUAUUUGCAGGUUCGAAGAACGACCCUCUGACACGUCACUAAAUUAUAUGUCCGAGAUGUCGCGAGUCACACUCAAUGUGAGACUCUGCGUGAAUGGACCAUGGGUUUUUUUUUAUGGCCCAGUGUGUGGAAGUCACUGACAGAUACACUGACUUGAUGUGUGAAGUCUCGCUCACACAAUGUCUGCCUCCUGCAGACAUGGUAUUUCACGCCGAAGCUCUGACCGUGAAAGAGGCAGUAAGGCUUCUGAAAAGGUUGUGAAUGCUGUUGAAGUGACAAUUUUCUACCUGGAUAAACGUGUCAAUGGCUUGAUAUAUUGGACCUUCACAGCGCCACUCACAUUUGUAUCAACCGUUGUGUUUGACAGGGUGCUUUAUCU